GCUUCAAUACUGUUUUGGUUCGACAAGAAUAGCCAAAGUGUUAACUACGCUCGAUUGGAGUGGUUGAGUAUUUGUGCUUCUGCUCGCUACACGCUUUUUAAUAAGGACUACAAACAAAUACGCUGACUAAUUUAUACGCGAUCGGAAACGUGAAUUUAAAUGAACUGAAUCAAAUUAAAUAUUAAAUAAUAAAAAAAUCAGAAAUUUGAGAGCCUAAAUGUGAUUCGAACGUAGUCGAGGACCACGAGAAUCGAUCGCACAUCAAAGCUCAAGUAAAAAGUCGGCAAAUGUUAUCCGCACGAGAACAGUUUUUCGCACCUUCCUCAUUGCCAGCAUCAGCAUUGGGUCUGGGUAUUGAGGUGGUUGACCAGCGGUCAACUCCUGUUUAUAGCCCAACAACAGUGCCAUUAACCAGUGUACAUGGUUGGCGGAAUGGCGGAAGCGUCUUUGCCUCCGCGCCAUCUACAAAUGGCAGCGAAGCACAUAGCGAUCAACAGCAGAUACAAAUACAGCCAUUGGUGGUAAAUAAAAGUAACGGCUGUACUAAUGGCAGUAAGGAGAAAAACUCUGAUGAACCAUUCUCGAAUUUGCCUUCCCGUGACCCAGUAGAUAUAGAAUUUAAGGAGCUGUCACUUACAGUACAAAUGGGGUUUGGAAAAGGAGAAAAGGAGAUUUUACAUAAUGUCGGCGGAAAAUUUCCUGGCAGUCAGCUAAUUGCGAUAAUGGGCCCUUCUGGUGCGGGAAAGUCCACAUUACUGGAUGCGUUAUCUGGCUUUAAAACAACAGGUGUAGAUGGUUCUAUACUCCUGAAUGGUCGUAGACGAGACUUGCCUUCAUUCCGUCGAAUGUCCUGUUACAUAACACAAGAUGAUCGCCUUCAGCCGUUAUUAACAGUAAACGAGAAUAUGCAUAUAGCAGCAGAUUUGAAAUUGGGCUCAAAUGUGAGUUAUGAGGAGAAGGAAGGAAGGAUCGAAGACAUUCUGUUGCUGCUGGGCUUGUACGAACAUGACCAAACAAUGACUAUGCGUCUAUCCGGUGGACAAAAGAAGAGGCUCUCUAUUGCAAUGGAAUUGAUAAACAAUCCAACAGUAAUGUUCCUUGACGAACCGACAACUGGUCUGGACAGCAGUUCCUGCACCAAAGUAUUGGAAUUAUGCAAGAAGUUAGCGCAACAGGGUAGAACCAUUAUUUGUACAAUUCAUCAACCAACAGCCAAAUUAUUCCAAAUCUUCGAUCAAGUAUACGUACUAUCGUCCGGUAAUUGUGUCUACCAAGGCAGUACAGAAAAAUUAGUGCCAUUCUUACAGACUGUCGAUUUGCCAUGUCCUGUUUACCACAAUCCUGCUGAUUACAUUAUAGAAUUAGCAUGCGGAGAAUAUGGAAACGAUAAAGUUGAUAUCUUGAAAUCAGCAGCCGAGAAUGGUAGUAGUCUAGCGUGGUUUGACGACCCAAGUUCUAUAUUACGCGCAGAAACAUUAAUUCGAAAAUAUCCGAUUCCGAGAAAAUCAAAAAAACGUUCUUUGGAGGAUACGAGCUAUAUCAAUCAAUUAUCGGUAUUACUGCAUCGGGGAUAUGUAAAGGCUAAGCGUGAUACAACCUUGACUCAUUUGCGCAUAGCUGUAAAUGUGUUUGUUGCCAUCAUUCUGGGUUCAUUAUACGCCGGCUCCGGCCGUGAGGGCUCGAGAGUUUUAGACAAUUAUAACUUACUAUUUGCCAUAUUAAUCCAUCAUUCGAUGACAACGAUGAUGUUAACUGUAUUAACAUUCCCAAUAGAGAUGUCAAUAUUGUUGAAAGAACACUUUAAUCGCUGGUAUUCCCUAAAGGCUUACUACACGUCAAUCACAUUAAUCGAUCUGCCCAUUUCGGUUGUUGGCUGUUUACUUUUUACUGUUAUUAUAUAUCUGUGGAGUUAUCAACCAAUGGAGUGGGAACGAUUUUGGAUGUUCUUUGCUAUGAGUUUGCUGACUGUAUUCGUUGGUCAAAGUUUUGGGCUGAUGAUUGGCGCUUGGUUUAGUGUUGUGAAUGGAACUUUCUUAGCACCUGUUCUGACUAUUCCGAUGAUGAUGUUUGCUGGUUUUGGGGUAACACUUCGAGAUUUACCCAGCUAUUUGAAAUGGGGCAGCCAUAUAUCUUACCUUAGAUAUGGUUUGGAAGGCUUUGUUGGUGCCAUUUAUGGUCAAGGACGUGGUGUGUUGGACUGUAAUGAAGCGCCUUACUGCCAUUAUCGAUAUCCGAAGAAAUUCCUGGAAGAGAUCACAAUGCGUGGUGAUCAAUUUUGGAAUGAUUUCAUGGCCCUGUGUGUUAUUACCAUAGCUUUCAGAAUAGUGGCCUUUGUUGUUCUUAAAGCGAAAAUAAAUUCAGUAAAAUAAUGUGUAAUGUUUAUGAAACUACGAAUAAAUUUAGGAAACCAUUUAUUAAAACGA
Molecule: messenger RNA, 2423 nt
Organism: Bactrocera tryoni
Lineage: Eukaryota; Metazoa; Arthropoda; Insecta; Diptera; Tephritidae
Product: ATP-binding cassette sub-family G member 4
Exons: 11
Coding region: 288-2369 (693 amino acids)
Cellular component (GO): plasma membrane
Molecular function (GO): ATP hydrolysis activity; ATP binding; ABC-type transporter activity
Source: RefSeq, a predicted model, not a curated record